UUUUUUUUUAUUUUUAUCCUUUUUAUCCUUUUUAUUCUUUUUAUUCUUUUUAUUCUUUUUAUUCUUUUUCUUUCAUUCUUUUUAAUUAUAUAUACUACUAUCAUUCAAUGACUUGUCAACAUGUCAAGAGCAAGUAAUAAUACAAAAAAUAAAAUCACUUUGCCAUUACCGUUUUUAUUAGAAAGCAAUACAAAUCCUUCAUUUUCAUUUGUAAUGAGGCAAAAUAAAAUGAAUGAAAGCUUUGAGAAUUUGAAUUUGUCAAACCCUAUCGAUUCUCAUGACAGAAAUCCUCAGUCAACCACAAACCUAAAUUCACAUCAGUUAACAACUUCUAUCAAAGCGAAACGUCAAUCACAUACUCUUUUAUUUCUUAUAUUCACAUGUCCUUGGUUAUGGCAUCAUGUUUCACCUGCUAUUCCUAUCCUAUUUGCUUAUUUGUUUUGCCUUACAUUUACUUCUAUGUUAAAGACUUCAUGGACUGAUCCGGGGAUUUUACCUCGUAAUUUGGAUAUAAAAAGUACACAAAAUGUAAAUCAAUAUGGAUAUAGAUAUUCAUUCAUGUCAGAUGAUGACGGCCUGUUUCCUUUACCAAAAGAAAUUACGAUUAAGAAUGCUCCUAUUCAGCUAAAGUAUUGUGAAACAUGCUGUAUUUAUAGACCACCUCGAGCCAGUCAUUGUAGACAAUGCGAUAAUUGUGUAGGCAGGUAAAAAGGGAAAAUAGAGGAAAAUGAAGAUCAUCAUUGCAUUUGGUUAAAUAAUUGUGUUGGAAAGAGAAAUUAUACAACCUUCUUUACUUUUAUUAUGUCUGCUACUAUCUUGUGCUGUUAUGUAAUCGCAUUUUCUUUGACACAUGUCAUUCAAGUUUAUUUAAAUAGCAGGGAAAGCUUUAAAGAUUCUUUAUUGCAUA
Molecule: messenger RNA, 907 nt
Organism: Cokeromyces recurvatus
Lineage: Eukaryota; Fungi; Mucoromycota; Mucoromycetes; Mucorales; Mucoraceae
Exons: 5
Coding region: 121-708 (195 amino acids)
Biological process (GO): peptidyl-L-cysteine S-palmitoylation; protein targeting to membrane
Cellular component (GO): Golgi apparatus; endoplasmic reticulum
Molecular function (GO): protein-cysteine S-palmitoyltransferase activity
Source: RefSeq, a predicted model, not a curated record